Molecule: messenger RNA, 3966 nt
Organism: Cladocopium goreaui
Lineage: Eukaryota; Dinophyceae; Suessiales; Symbiodiniaceae
Source: the annotation of a GenBank genome assembly
AUGGCCGUCUGUGGGUUCGUGGCCAUUCUUUUCUGCAGUGCGACGUUUGCUUCGCCAGCUCUUGCUCAAGCCCCACCGGCUGGUGAGCCUGAUAGUGCGCUGGCCGCCAUGGAAGACGCCCCCGCGAGUGAUCCCCCGCCGGAGACAUUCUUCGAGAUUCUCAACGCCGGCGGCGUGGUGGGCUACUUGAUCAUCGCCUUGUCGUUGGCCGCUGCCGCGCGAAUUGUCGAGCACUUGAUUACCAUUCGGGAAUCGGUUCUGGUUCCGCGCGACCUGGCCAAGAGCGUUCGCAAACUGUGCGAGCAGAACAAGAUUGCCAAGGCCCAGGAGCAGUGCAACGUGCAGGCCAGCAUGUUGGCUUACAUCCUGCACUCAGGCCUGCAAGAAGCCAACGCCGGCUGGGGCGAAGUGGAGAAGGCGGCCGAAGAUGCCCUGGCCGAACAGUCGGCCCGACUGUAUCGCAAGAUUGAAUGGCUUUCGGUCAUCGGCAACAUAGCCCCCAUGCUCGGUCUGUUGGGCACCGUGAUCGGCAUGGUGCUGGCCUUCCGCGAAGUGGCCUUCACCCAGGGGGCGGCUCGUGCGGCUGACUUGGCCGAGGGGAUUUAUCUCGCGCUGGUCACCACCGUGCAGGGGUUGAUCGUGGCGAUUCCUUCGCUGGGGGCAUUCGCGGUGUUCCGCAACCGUGUCGAUUACCUGGUGGCCGAAGCCGCUUCGGCCACGCAGUACGCACUUAGUCCGUUGAAGCGACAAACCGACAUUCGUUUCGUCGAGCCGAGUUCGCUGAUGCGCGCUCCCACGCGAGCCAGCGGUGCCGGGCUCGAUAUCAACAUGACGCCGCUGGUGGAUAUCGUCUUUCUGUUGAUUGUGUUCUUCGUGGUUUCCAGCCACCUGGCCAAGCAGGAAAUCCAACUUCAGCUCGACUUACCCGGGGCUUCCAGUGCCCGUCGCGCGGCUUCGGCCCAUGCCCGCCGGUUGGUGGUCAAUGUGUUGCCCGAGGGGCAACUGAUGCUGGCCGGUCGCGCGGUCACGGUUGAAGAGCUUGAGAAGAUGGUGGAGUACGAACAGCGGCGGUCGAAGGAGUUGCUCGAGGUCCGCAUCCGUUCCGAUCGUAAUGUGCCCUAUGAGUUGAUCGAGCCCGUGUUGGUGGCCUGCGCUCGUGGUGGCGUAUGGAAUGUGAGCUUCGCCGUGGUCGAAAGAAUGACGCCGAUGAUCGAUGUCGUGUUUCUGCUGCUGAUUUUCUUCUUGUGCACGGCCAGCUUUCAGAUCGUGGAAAAGGUGCUGCCCACGCCGCUUUCGACUUCCGGCUCGGUGCAACUCCCGCAGGAGAUCGACCUGGAGUUGGCGGAACUUGAGGAAGUGGUGGUCCGUCUGCAAUGGGACGCCGGCAAGCCGACGUGGAUGAUCAACAGUCGGGUGUACGAUUCGCUGGAAGACGUGCGCAAUACGCUGGCCACGUUGGCUGAGCUGCAGGCAGAUCUUCCGGUGAUUCUCGACGUUGCCGGGCAGGCUGUCGAGCCGCAGGGAAAUGCCGACCAGCAGUUCAUCGAGGGUUUGCGCGAGCGGCACCUUUAUCGUCUCGCCCAGACGUUCUGCCUGGAGCAACUUUCGAGGACCGACCUACCCGAAGCUCGUCGGGCGCAGCUCGUGGUGCAGCUUUCGCAGUGCUUUGCCGAGCACGCCUUGCAUACCAAGCCGGGCGAGCGGGAGCCGUUAUGGCAGCAGGCCGUCACCGUGACCGAGCAGUUUACGGACGAGUACCCUGAGUCGAUGCAGUGGCCCAAGGUGCGGCUGCAGACCGCGCUGGUUCUGUUGGCGCAUGGUGAAUCACUUCGUCGACAACUCGAACUUUCUUCCCAGCCGGGAGACUUGCCUGAAGAGGCUUACGACUCGCUGCAUUCGUCGAUCGAUAUUACGGAUCAACUCGAUCAGUUCUUAGCCUCCAGGCUGCGGGCGGCGAGUCGGCCGGCUUCUGCGCCGGAAGACGAUCUCAGCGAAGGCGAACUUCGCUGGUUGCAGAUUCAAGCACAGUUCUAUAACGCGCUGGCUUCGCUUAACCAGGGUCAACUGUUUCCCAUGGGCAGUGCCGAUCGGGUGGCCUCGUUGCGUUCGGCGAUCGAGCACUUCGGGGCAUUGGCUAAGCUGGACGACUCGCAACCGAUGGCUUGGAAAAGUCGGGUGGAGAUGAUCGCCUGUUACCGGCUGAUGGGCAACCUGACCGAGGCCGCCCGGCACUUGCAGCAUUGGCUUGCCAGCAAUCCUCCCGCGGUGGUGCAGACCGAGUUGCAAAUGCAGGGCGUGUUGCUGGAUUUGGCGCAAGACGAUUACACGGCCGCGGUGAACCGCGUUAAGGAACUCGAACAGGGCAACUGGCAGCGAACGGCCGAGUGGGACGACGCGGUGAUUCAACUCUUUCUGGCGAUCUCAACCGCCGCCGCGGAGAAAGGCGAUGCGACGCAAGCCACCGCGUGGCGCAAUCAGGCGAUCGCCCGACUGCCGCAGAUCGCCCGCCACGGACAGUUCUGGAAACGCCGGGCCGAAACACAACUCGCUCGUUCGGUGAGCAACGAUGCGAACUCGCCGGAUGAAUUGCAAACGCUUGCGCGGGCCGCCGCGGGGUUCUAUCGCAGUGGUGAGUUUGCGGAAGCGGUCUCUGCUUACGAUCGGGCUCGCGUGGCUGCCAGCACUCAGGGACAACAGGAUCAGUUCUUCGACUUGAGCCUUACGGCUGCCGCGAUCGAACAAGAGCAGGAGAACUAUGCGGAGGCGGCGAAGCGCUUUCGUGAGUUGGCCCUCGCGAUGCCCGAGCAUACCCGAGCGGCCGAAGCCCACAUAACGGCGGUGUACAACUGCGCCCGAGCGGCCCGCUCGAAGCGACCGAUUGUCUUGGAUGAAUAUCUCGCCUGGCUGGAAGAACACGUUCGUACAUGGCCACAGGCUGCCAGUGCCGAUCAGGCCCGAUGGCUGUUGGCCCGGGUGUAUCAACAACAGGGACAAUGGGACGAGGCCAUUGCUGCUUUGCGGGGCAUCUCGCCUGAGAGCUCACAGUUCAUUCCCGCGCUGCAAGCGUUGGGCGAGUGCUACGAAGAGAAGCUCGCGAACCUGGCGGGUGCCGGUGAGGACCCUUCGCCCACAGCCACCGAGGCGAUGCAGUGGUUCAAGGGUUUGGUGGUUGGUGGCGACGAUCGCUGGCCUGAACGAUGGAGCCCAGCCCAUCGAGAGGCGGCGUUGUUGGCGGCUCAAUUCAUGUUGUUGCACGCGAAAGAUCCCCGCGGUGCUGAGGGGAUGUUGCGGCAGGCGAUGACCACCGCCGGUGAGGAAUCGGCUGCGUGGAACGCGAAGGCAAACGGCUUGCUCGCGCUCGCGCUGGCCGGGCAGGGGCGUUCUGAGGAAGCCAUUCCGCUACUCGAGCAGUUGUUGAAUGCCCCGGCCGAGCAGCGACUGGAAUUGCUGUUAGGGCUGGAAGGGUUGGGUCGUGGGAGUGAAUCUUCUUCCGGCGAGCUAUCCGAUAUCCGGCUCGAACUGGCUCAAUCGCUGGAGCCGGAUCAACACACGAUCUCCGAGGAAGAACGCAGCCAGUGGCAGUUGGCCUGGGCACGAGCCUUGGCGGCGGCGGGGAAAACCAACGAGGCCGCGCGACGAUACGGGGCCGUGCUGCACUCGGAAAAAGAUAACGUGGACGCGCACUACGAAUACGCGCAGCUUCUCGCCGACAGUGGCGAUCGGGCUUCGCUGGAGAAGGCACUCAAACUAUGGCUCGAUGUGCUGGCCGCGGCAACGCCUGAGAGUCAGCGUUGGUUCGAAGCCAAGUACCGACUGGCGCAGACGCACUUCCAACUUGGCGACCCCGAGCGGGCCGCCAAGAUUAUCCGUCUCACGCAAGUCCUUCAUCCCGAACUCGGCACACCGCAGCUCAAGCAGCAAUUCGCCGAGCUGCUGGCGCGCUGCCAGGCCGAGAGUUCGCAGUAG